AUUCCCCUGCUGUCUACCCAUCUUGAGCCUCCCGACUGCUGCUAAAUUGUUGUCGGCGUCCGUCGUGGUGGAGGUCAUACAGUCCAGCCAACAGUCCGCUCUGAGCAGAUAGAAGCCGCACGUAAUAGCGCUCAGCUACACACUCUUCUGCAACUUUUUGCUGCACUUCUUCUAUAUCGAUAAAACAUCAUGGGGAAAGGCUGCGUCACGGCGAUCAAGUACUUCUUGUUCCUCUUCAACCUAAUUUUCUUUCUUCUUGGUGCUAUCAUCAUGGGUUUUGGAUUAUGGCUUCUUCUCGACAAUCAGAGCUUCAUAGUUGUUCUCAAUGAUUCCAUAGCUGUCAAGUCCGCGUGCUACAUCCUGAUUGGAGUCGGCGCUUUCUCCAUGCUUAUGGGCUUUCUCGGCUGCUUGGGAGCUAUUUAUGAGAUCCGCUGUCUGCUUGGCUUAUACUUCACCUGCCUCUUGUUGAUCCUCAUUGCUGAGAUUGUUGCUGGCGCCCUCAUCUACUUCCAGAAGGGUGCGUUAAAUGAAGAGAUGUCAAAGAUUGUAUCCAAGGUCUUGGACAACUAUCCAGGGAACAACUCAACCACAGAGCAGGCAUGGGACUUCAUUCAGAGGAAUAUGGAAUGCUGCGGCUGGAACGGUCAAGGAGACUGGAAUGGAAACAUGGUGAUCAUCAACAGCUCACAGCUUCUGUUUCCCUGCUCCUGCCACAACAUCUCCCUCGCGACUGGAAACGUCUCCGAGAGUGGAUUCUGCGAGGCUCAGACACCCGAUUGGCCUGUAUAUGACACGGGUUGUGCUGUCAGCGUGGAGAACUGGCUCCUCACCAACAUUGGAGUUGUCCUGGGAAUAUGCAUUGCAAUCGCUUUUAUCGAGCUACUGGGCAUGAUUCUGGCUAUCUGCUUGUGCAAGAACAUUCACAGGGAGGACUACACCAAAGUGCCAAAGUACUGAAGUUCAGCGCGUUGAGUUUGGCUUGAACUGAAGCUAUUGAGGCAUUUUUCCCACUUAAUUUAGGUCAAAUGUUUUUUCCAAAUGUAAAAUAAUGUGUUAGCUUUACAUUUAGUUGAAAACCUCUUGUGAGGUAUGUUUUUCUCAGACCAGUCUUGCUUGACGCACUUUAGAAAGUUUUUGCUCUUAAACGUCUGAUCUGAGAGCUAUGUUGCAAAUGUUUUGACUGUUUUAGAAGAGCCUGGUGAAGUUUGGCAAAAAAAAUAAAAGAAAAAGAAAACCAAGGAAGGUUGAACUUGAAAUCACAGAAAAUAUGUGAUAAUAGUAAUGUUAAUGGUCAAUCCUGUGCUCUUUAUCACCUUCUCAAAUUUGUUCUAGUUCUUCCACAAGUUUUUUUUUUUUUUUUUUUUUUUGAUAGGGAGAGGCUGUUUCUGCAGCAGAUUUAUCCAACUGUCAAACCCCCCCAACUCGGAGUCAUUUAAAAAUAUAUACAGUAUGUAUAUAAAUACAUAUGUAUACCAGCAUUGUGUAUGAUGAUAUUACUUUGUGUAUAAUUUCAUUUAUUAUUUCCGUGAACUUGAUCCUUAAGUACUGCCAUGUCUUUCAAUGCAAGCUGGUUCCUCAUCUUACUUUCAAGUUUCUCAUUCUGCUAUUUUAGUACUUUUUGGCAAUAACAGAAAUAAUUUGCUACUAAGGGAAAAAACUUUGUUUUCCAAUGAUAACACUUGCAGUUUGUCUUGGGUGAGCAAGAACAUAAUUGUCAUACAAAGACUAUGUUUACUAAAAAUGUUGGGAAACAAAAUGGCUUUAAAGCUUGCAUGAAGAAAGAGGCCAGAACUGGUUUGAAGUUGUGUUUUGAAACAGAUUUUGAAAGUCUUCUAUAAUGUACUUAUUUUGUAAACCUACUAUAAUGUUCAUCUAGCGAUGUGGUAUUUUUAUUUUGUAUAAAUUUGUCAUUCACUAUCCGUGUAAAGUGAGUAUGAAAAAUCCUAUACAUAGUAACGGUGUAAUGUUUUUCCUAAAGCUACGUCUUUUUGUAACAAUGCAGACAGACUUGUAGUGAAGCUGGUUUAGUAAUUUUAAAUUUUCAUUCUCUUCUGUUUCCUUUGCCAAUAAAGUCAUUACAAUUGGACGAAGUCAGUGAUCA
Corythoichthys intestinalis (scribbled pipefish) is the source of this 2101-nucleotide messenger RNA. RefSeq names its product CD82 antigen-like. Lineage: Eukaryota; Metazoa; Chordata; Actinopteri; Syngnathiformes; Syngnathidae. Bases 190 to 957 code for a protein of 255 amino acids. Gene Ontology annotation, cellular component: plasma membrane. The transcript has 9 exons. The record is from RefSeq and is a predicted model, not a curated record.